CGGGUGGAGCCUGGCGGCCCCGCCCGAGCCACCCGCCCGCUCCGCCGCGUGCGAAGUAGUGGCAGCCGGUGCGGCUCGGCCGCCGCCCGCUCCCGGCGCCUCAGCGCGGCACGCGUGCCCCGGCCCCCGGCGCCAGGUUGUCUUCUGAAUUUUGUGUCUGAAGGUACCCUCUUGCUUUCUCAGCAAAUCAUGGACAUCGUUGGCUUUCUGAAGUCGCAAUUCAUUUGCCACCUUCUGAUCUGCUACAUAUUUAUAGUGUCAGGACUGAUCAUUAACUUCAUUCAACUCUUUACACUUAUACUUUGGCCAAUCAACAAGCAACUGUUCAGGAAGAUCAACUGCAGGCUGGCUUACUGCAUUUCAAGCCAGAUGGUGAUGUUGCUGGAAUGGUGGUCAGGCACCGACUGCACCCUUUACACUGACCCAGAGGAUUACCACAAGUAUGGGAAGGAGAAUGCCAUCGUAAUCCUUAAUCACAACUUUGAAAUUGACUUUCUCUGUGGUUGGAACUUUUGUGAGAGAUUUGGGGUCUUGGGGAGUUCCAAAGUGCUUGCAAAGAAGGAGCUCUCCUACAUGCCCAUCAUUGGCUGGAUGUGGUAUUUCCUAGAGAUUGUCUUCUGCAAGCGCAAGUGGGAGGAGGAUCGGAAAACAGUUGUACAGAAGUUGCUCAAUCUCAGGGACUAUCCUGAAAACUUUUGGUUCCUGAUUCAUUGUGAGGGCACAAGGUUCACAGAGCAGAAGCACCAGAUCAGUAUGCAGGUGGCUGAAGCCAAAGGUCUGCCCAAGCUCAAGUACCACCUCCUGCCACGAACAAAAGGAUUUGCUGUCACCGUGCAGUGUUUGAGAAAUGUAGUUUCUGCAGUCUAUGAUUCUACCCUUAAUUUUAGAAAUAAUGAAAAUCCAACAUUGCUGGGAGUUCUAAAUGGAAAGAAAUAUCAUGCAGAUUUAUAUGUAAGGAGGAUUCCACUAGAGGAUGUCCCAGAAGAUGAGCAGGAAUGUUCUACCUGGCUCCACAAAUUAUAUCAAGAAAAGGAUGCAUUCCAGGAAGAGUAUUACCGCACAGGAACCUACCCAGCAGUCCCUACAGUUCCACCCCGUCGACCAUGGACACUUUUGAACUGGCUUUUCUGGGCCUUAUUACUGCUAUAUCCUUUGUUCAAGCUACUCAUCAACAUGAUCAACAGUGGAUCAUCACUGACACUGGCUAGUUUUGCAUUUGUCAUUAUAAUAGCUUCUGUUGGUGUCAGAUGGAUGAUCGGAGUUACAGAAAUUAACAAGGGCUCCACCUAUGGCAACAAUGACAGCAAGCAACAAAAAGGCAACAAGAAACAAAAGUAGCACCUUCAGAGACUGCUUCAAUCCAAAGGGAACAGAUGCAACUGCUGAAAACUCUUAAGUGCAUAUCACAGUCUUUCAAGUGAGAUCAGAGGAUGAGUAAUUGCCGUGCAUAUCUGAAUUUGUGCUCCUGUUGUUUUCUCUGGGAUUUGGGCUGGAUGACAUGCUGGAAAGAUGCACUCCUUCAUAUACUCUCAACAACAGGUAUGCACAUGAGUGGUUGGUUUGUUUUCCUAAGAAGUGUCUUAAGUUUUGAAGAAAAAAAAAUUCCAGUGUGUUUGUAUGAAGAGACUCUACCUGGAAACUAACCAGAGGUGCAGGCUUUAAUGUCAGAAGAUUGUUACAAGAUGAUUAAACUUGAUAGUUGUGUAGAUCACACAGUUUAACAACCAUAAUCUGUCAGUGUUUAAAUACAGCACAGCAGGAUGCUGUGCUUGGUUAUAGCAGUAUUGGACUGAAGCAGCUCUGCUGAACUGGCAGAACUGCAGUAGAGUUUUUGUACAUCUAGGACUUAUUCCCACAGUGUGCACUACAUGGGCCCUUCAAAACUUCAGCCAGACCCCCCCUGGACAUCCAGACAUCGGAGCCUGGCAGUAGCAUCACCUGGAUCAGAAUUUGGCCUUGUGGCCUGAGCAGAGCUAAGUUACCCACUGCCCUCUCUUUCCUCAGGCCAUACAUCUGAGGGAUAGCUCAAACCUGCAAUUCUUCAGAGUAAAUGUCAUUUUUAGUUUGGAAAAACUGAGUUAGUGAAAUUCUUUUUGGCUCUAAAUGCUACUUAAAAUUCCAUGCCAUCCUAACAGUUGUGGAAAGAAAAUAACUGGGCAUGGUGUAGUGAAAUAAUGCAAAGUGUGCCCCACACCCAUACUGUUGUGAUCCUAAUUAAUCUGCUUGUCUGUCUUUUCUGAUAAAUUACUUUAUUUGGUGCCUCAUAACGGUCAGCCUGAAGUAAUAGUAAAUAAAUUAUUUCCUUCUGGGGAGGAGGGGGAACUAGAAGAGAGACCUGGGACAGUGGGUAUGGCUGAUUUUUUAUGUCUGUCUUGAUUUUACAUCCUUCUGAAUUAAAUAAAGCUAGAGUCAAGCUCUGAGGAAAGUGGGUUGCUCUGAUAUCCUUGCUACUGAUUUCAGGGCAGCCGCUUCCUGUUUUUAAACUUCCAGAGUUAAGGAUCUGCAGGUUACUAGAAAUAACUUGUUUAAUGCAGGGAAAAAAGGAAACGAGGGUUCCUUAACUAACAGCAAAUAUGACUGGAAAAAAUUCCCAGUUUUUUAAAGUACAGAUCCUGACACUGAGCAGUGGAGGUUGACUGACACUUUCAAAGACAGUCCGUUUUCACUCGCACAGGGCUAAACCAUGACAGUCUCUAGUGAAGAAAGUGAGAAGUCUUACUCUAGCAGCUGGUAUAAAAACAUUGCUCUUUUCAUAUGAUAAAACUGAGGCCAGAAGAAACAGGCUAAUACAACACUGAAUCAUUCCAUGAAAUACGUAUUUGCUAUUCAGUACAUCAGAAAAUCGAGAAACUCACCUUUUUAAUAUGCAGCAUCAAAAAGCAGGUGAAGUAGUGCUUUUAGCAUGGAGCAAUAAGUGAAGUUCAGGGAUAGUGGAGGCAGUAGAAUUUACAACAUGAAGGAAGGAAUAAGCCAUGUGAAGUGUGAGAGACUGCUUUGGGGGGGUUUUUUGCCUCACACAUCUUAUGUACACAUACAUUCCCUAUGCUUUCAGGAAGCUUUCAGGAAUAGGUCAUGCAGUGUCCUGAACACAGGGGGUUCAUGGUCUCAGAUACAGUUUUUAUAGCCCAAGAGUAGAAAAUAUUUACAAAGUUAUUUAAUAAAGCACAUGCCCUGAACUCGAUUUGCUGUAACACUCUUAACAGUGCAAAACUGAGCAUUGCAUCCUGUAGUAAUGAUCAGGCACAUCAACAGGCCAGACCUGAAGACACUGUACACAAGAGCUGGAAAAUGGGUGUGAGGGGAGAAAGGCUCUCCAGGGUAGCAUUUUACUGUAAACAUUACCUGGCAGACACAGUAGCCUUUACUUGAGCAGCAAAAACAUACUCCUGGAGUGACAGAGGCUGUUCUGCCUUCUGAGAGCCACAGAUUUAACAUGGAGUAAUAAAGACAUUUGGCAUUCCUUAUGAAUCUUAGUCCUUUCCCCUCCAACUGUGUGCAGUGCCCUUCUCCCAGAGGAAAGCACCAAACAAGUAAAUACUUCUGAAAGAGUGCAGAGAUGAUUUCAUACCCAUUUCCCUGGGACCAAUUCCUAGAACAGGCUGAGGACCAAACAGGCCAGUCCUGGACCCAUCCUCCUAAGCACUCGUGCAAGUCCUGGCACACCACUGAGACCCUUCCAGCACUCACUGACAAACAGAGAAAGUUUAAUGGUCCUUGCCAAAGUUAAACUUGUCCAGUUCACUGUAUUAAAAGAACUAAAAGUGUUUGCCCCUCAUCCCCACAAGCAAUUGUAUGUUCUACAACUGCCUUAAUAAAAUUAGUCUUUAAUGUUUGUUUAUACAAAAAUAAAAGUAUAAAAAGCUAA
Oenanthe melanoleuca is the source of this 3865-nucleotide messenger RNA. It is a transcript of the gene AGPAT4, whose product is annotated as 1-acylglycerol-3-phosphate O-acyltransferase 4. Gene Ontology annotation, cellular component: mitochondrial outer membrane; endomembrane system. Gene Ontology annotation, molecular function: 1-acylglycerol-3-phosphate O-acyltransferase activity. The coding region runs from base 190 to 1338 and encodes 382 amino acids. The record is from RefSeq and is a predicted model, not a curated record. The transcript is spliced from 9 exons. NCBI's taxonomy places the organism in Eukaryota, Metazoa, Chordata, Aves, Passeriformes, Muscicapidae.